Molecule: messenger RNA, 925 nt
Organism: Puntigrus tetrazona (Sumatra barb)
Lineage: Eukaryota; Metazoa; Chordata; Actinopteri; Cypriniformes; Cyprinidae
Product: lysozyme g-like
Exons: 5
Coding region: 16-570 (184 amino acids)
Biological process (GO): peptidoglycan catabolic process; defense response to Gram-positive bacterium
Cellular component (GO): extracellular region
Molecular function (GO): lysozyme activity
Source: RefSeq, a predicted model, not a curated record
CAUCAAGUCAACAUCAUGGCAGGCAUUUAUGGAAACAUUUCAAAUAUAGAUACCACUGCAUCACAGGCAACAGCUAAUCAAGACAGAUUAAACAUAACAGGCAUUGAAGCCUCCAAUAAACUGGCGGAGAAUGAUCUUGCCCGGAUGGAGAACUACAAAAGUAUGAUCAUCAAAGUUGGCAGAGCAAAGCAGAUGGACCCGGCUGUGAUUGCUGCCAUCAUUUCCAGAGCAUCCAGAGCUGGAGCCGCUCUGAAGGAUGGAUGGGGCGACAAUGGCAAUUGCUUUGGCCUCAUGCAGGUGAACAAACGCUACCACACUCUCACUGGUGCAUGGAACAGUGAGCAGCACAUCGGCCAAGCUACCGAUAUACUCAUUAGCUUUAUUCAUGAAAUUAAAAAAAAAUUUCCCACGUGGUCCAAAGAGCAGUGCUUUAAAGGGGGAAUAUCAGCCUACAACGCAGGUGUGAGUACAGUCAGUUCAUACGAGAAUAUCGAUGCCAAGACCACAGGAGAAGACUACUCCAAUGAUGUUGUUGCCAGAGCCCAGUGGUUCAGAAGCAAGGGUUACUGAAGAACGACAGUUAUGAACCCGUGAAACACAUAGAUUAAAGGUUUAUUGUUGAGAUCUGCUUAGUUAAAUAUAAAUAUUAGACGACAGAGGGGGAUGUUGAGCCUAAUCUUGCACUGAAGCAUAGCACUGAAAAAUAAGGUUUCUCAGAGAACACUGCAUUUAGGGAACAUUUGGAAAGGAGGAUCGUAUUUAAGAUGAGUUUGCACUAAAGAUUCACAGAAAAGAUUGCCUGAAACAUUGUAACUACUUGCAAACUAAUCUGUUUGGAGAGUUCACUUUGCUGUGCUGCAUGCUCUGCAGGCAACUAAGGGAAAUGUUCGGAUGCUUUGUUGCCAAUAAAAAAAGUGAACAAAUC